UCUCCGUUCCUGUCGGUGGAACGGAGCAGACACGGGCAGGAACCCAAACAGGAACCCAACCAGGAACCCAACCAGGAACCCAACCGAGAGACACUACUGACAGCAGUGUUGGUGGCGUUGCACCGACCAGUCAGUACUCAUGACACCGAGUUGCCAUUUUGUUUGGAACAACACACAUGUUGACUUAAUGCUUAAAAAGCCCGGGUAGCUACACCUGUGCAGAGACCACAGUGGGUUGUGUUUUUUAUUUAUUUUUUAUUUUGCAUGAAAGAAAAUGUUUCGAGCGCCUUUUUCCUGCAGGAAAGCGAAGUGUAACACGUGUAGCUGGUGUGUGGACCAAUCAGUCCCAGGCCCCGGCAGAGCCUAUAAACGCGAGCCGGUUGCCGUAGAGACGCCUGCGACUGAAGGACGCAACAGCCCCGUGACACGGCAGGAAAACGUUUGAUGAACACUAAGUUGCAGCAAAGCAUACGACCAACUGUUUCCCCAUGAAUGGCCUUUGGACAACACAAUGACUGAUGUGAAAGUCUGGCCCACUGUUAGAGGAAAUCCCCCUCCGCCGGAGGUCAUAAAUCCCAAGAGUCCUGGACGUGUAACCAACCAGCUACAGUACCUGGAGAAGGUUGUGAUCAAAGCUUUAUGGAGGCAUAACUUUUCGUGGCCCUUUCGCCAGCCAGUUGAUGCAAUAUCACUGGGUCUCCCGGAUUAUUAUACAAUCAUAACAAAGCCUAUGGAUCUGAGCACCAUUAAGAAGCGUCUUCAGAACAAAUACUACUGGCAAGCACUUCAAUGUAUACAAGACUUCAAUACAAUGUUCACCAACUGCUAUGUGUACAAUCGGCCUGGGGAUGACAUUGUUUUUAUGGCACAGACUCUGGAGAAGCUUUUUUUGCAGAAAGUGUCCACAAUGCCUAAGGACGAGUGUGACAUUACAGCUAUCACUACAAAGGACCCAAUGAAAGGGAGAAAGACAAAUGCAGGUCCAAUUAAGCAGAGAUCCCUUGUGUCAGAAGUCGUUCUCCAGCAGACAGUGACAGUCAUUCCACCUGAUAUGAGUCAAUUCAUCCCGCCCACCCAGCUCUCACAGAUUGAUGCAACAAAUAUCCAGAUUAAAAAGGGUUUUAAGAGGAACGCAGACAUCAUGACCUCCACCACCUCAGUCAUCACCAGUGGUGACGUAUCCCUUGCUGAGGAUCAAUCAGCACCUUGCACAUUAUUCUCCAGGAGAGGCAGUGGAAGGCCCAUCAAACCUCCAAAGAAAGACUUGCCUGCCUUUGAGGGCAAGAAGACCAGACUGUCUGAGCAGCUUCGGUGCUGUAAUGACAUCCUGAAGGAGAUGCUCUCAAAGAGACACUAUGCAUAUAGUUGGCCCUUUUACACCCCCGUUGAUGCGGUCGCUUUUGGCUUGCACGACUACCAUGAUGUCAUCAAGCAGCCUAUGGACCUGAGCACCAUCAGGAGGAAAAUGGAUCAACGAGAGUAUGCAAAUGCAAAGGAAUUUGCCGCUGAUGUCCGACUGAUGUUCUCCAACUGUUACAAAUACAACCCACCCACGCAUGAGGUGGUCAACAUGGCAAGAAAACUGCAGGAAGUUUUCGAGGCCCGAUAUCUGAAGGUUCCCCAAGAAGAGUGUUGUCCCAUACCUCAUCAGCGAGUUGACAAGGAAGAAAAAGACAGAGCUCAGAGUUCAACCUCUGAAAGUGAAAGCUCCUCAUUGGCAGAGAGUUCCUCCGAAGAGGUGGCCAUGCAGCUGGCCAAUCUGGAGGAGCAGUUAAAAGCUGUCCGUGAUGAGCUGAAGAGACUUACCAAAGAGCCCCUGAUUAAACCUAAGAAGAAAGACAAGUUGAAAAGGGAAAAAAGAGCCAAAGAAAAGGAUAUCGCUCGACUAAAGCACAAGUCUUCAAAAUACAAGUCUGCUGUAAAAAAAAUGGCAAAACACAAGAGCUCUACUUUGCACGACAGCAGACACAAUACUCAUGAAGUGACUUUAACAUGUGAGGAUGACGCUUCAUCAAUACCAGUCACUUACCAGGAGAAAAAACAGUUGAAGUUGGACAUCAACAAGCUGCCUGGUGACAAACUGGGCAAGUUGGUGAACAUCAUUCAUGCCAGGGAGUCCUGCCUGCGGGAUUCCACUCUGGAGGAGAUCGAGGUUGACUUUGAGGUGCUGAAGCCCUCCACGCUGAGAGCCCUGCAGAGGUUUGUUGCAGCAUGUCUGAGGAAAUGCAGCGAGGACGUUCGCAAAAACAAGCUGGUGAAGCCCACAGGAAGUUUGCUGACUGGGAAACUAAAGGAUGCUGGGACAUCACAGGUUGCCAAUAAAGAGCAGCACUUGAUUAAGAAAAAAAAGCCAUUAGCUAAAAUCAUGCCAGCUCCGGACCUUGGCCUCAGUGAAAGCAGCAGCAGUAGCAGCUCGUCAUCCAGCUCUGGCGGCGGCGGUGGCAGCAGCAGCGGCAGCAGCAGUCAUUCUAGCACUUCGGAUAGCAGUGAUUCUGAAUCAGUGCCAAAACCAAAGAAGACGAAAAGUAAAGACUCUUGCCAAAAGGUAAAGACGAAGUCAACGGUGACCAGUGCUGGCUGUGGCAAGCGGAUAUUGGGGGCGAAGGACUUGACAAAAGCCUUGGUCAAGACUUGCCAGCCCUCUCUUGCUGUGCAGUCCUCGGUGACAGAAACCAAAGGCCACCCAACACAUCGUAAUGUAGACCUGACCUAUGAUGGGCUGACUUUAUCUCCUCCAGAUCUGUCUGCCCUUUUAUCCCCCAUGGCAUCUCCGGGAGUUAUGCUGGACUGGACUGCCACCAGAUUUGAGGGCCCGGUGCUGUCCCCUCUAAGAGACAGCCCACUGCAGUCCAAAGAUGCGACCAGGUCCAAUUCCAGAUACCCUGAGGAUUUUCCUGACAGCCAGCUGACCAAUGUGCCUUACACCAACACAGCAAGUUACUCUGCUGAAGAGGAAAAAAAACUAAUUCCAAAAAAGGACAUUGUUUUGAAAAAUGCUGAGUCUUGGGCGAAGCUGGUGCGGCAGUCGGUCAGUGAGACUGCAAUAAAGUCCUCUAAGGAGAGCUUCCAGAAGUUCCGUAAGGCUGCCAUAAAAAAAGAAGAAUGCGAAAAAGCCCUGAAGAAGAAACAUAUGGAAGACAGCACAGAGAGGGAGGCUCCUGAAAAGAGCAGCUUACCAGGCCCAUGUGAAGCAGAAACAAAACCACAACCUAUUAAGGAGGAUCACGAUUCACCGGAGAGCAUUUGCACAGAAGUUACCCUGGAUGCCCCUAAAGAUGUGGAGCGGGAAAUGUCUCCCACAGAAUCACUACCUCUCACCACACAGUCCCCGGUGGACAGGGAAAGAGAGUUGGCCCGCAGAAAGGAGCAGGAACGUCGCAGGCGAGAGGCUAUGUCUGGUAUUGAUAUGACUAUGCAGCGGGACAUCAUGACUUCAUUUGAACUUAACCUGGACUAAAAGACUUCUUUAUGUCGUCUCGGUGAAUAGCUGGUGCUGCUGGUUUUUUUCUUGGCGCAAAAGACAACUUCAAAAUCAAUCGUAUGUACGUCCAGGGGACUAGGAAAAAAGAAAAGUUAACUGGGAAAAAAAGGCUCAAUCAAAUAUAAAUGGCCCUUGAUUUGCAUUUGAAAUGGAUGGUCAAAUGUCUGCAGUGAUGCACUGUUGAAUUUGAGAUGACUGGGGGAUACACUGUCAAAAUUUAUUUUUGGAUGUAACCUUCAAAGUGUGUUUUUCUGUUCUUUUUACAUGUGGACGAGUCCUCCUUCAGAUUACAGUUGUGUAUGACAAGCUAAUUCAUGCAUUCAUGCACUUUAGUUUGCCACAUAGUUUUGUUUGCUGAAAUGUGCAGUGUUAAGUUCUUUCUAUGUUAUUCCAUUUGAUGAACCCUUACCACUUAAAAUAUACUAAAUGUAGACAAAACUCUUGUUUAUGUGAUUACGUUACAUGCACUUAUGACUUUUGCUUUCAUUUGAAAAUUAUUUUGGACAAAAGUUAAUACAAAUUUUGACUAAAAAGGUUGGUAGGUCUUUGUCAAGAGUUUCCAGUGUGGAACUGAAGUUAAUAAUCUCAGUUCCUUAUUUGCCUGACUACUUGAAAAUGCCAUACAUGCGUUAACUGUACACGCACUGCACUUUGUUGUUCAUACAGUUCUGGCUGUUCCAAAGUUGCUUUUGGAGAUUAUCAACAUGUUCUGUAUGUUACAGUUGGUAUAAGCUAAAUAAAUA
Anoplopoma fimbria (sablefish) is the source of this 4224-nucleotide messenger RNA. RefSeq names its product bromodomain, testis-specific (gene brdt). Gene Ontology annotation, biological process: positive regulation of transcription elongation by RNA polymerase II; chromatin remodeling. NCBI's taxonomy places the organism in Eukaryota, Metazoa, Chordata, Actinopteri, Perciformes, Anoplopomatidae. The transcript is spliced from 20 exons. Bases 512 to 3457 code for a protein of 981 amino acids. The record is from RefSeq and is a predicted model, not a curated record. Gene Ontology annotation, cellular component: nucleus; chromatin.